CUUUAUUGAGACAACAAAAAGCGGCGUAGAGAACUAAAAUCACUUGUGCCUACGGUGCCUUUCAGACGAUUCUCGAGUCAGAGGAUGGUUCAUGUUGGACUCUUACCUUCCUACCUUUUUUCUCACUGUCCUGUAUCUGCUUUCCAUAUGGCUGGGUAACAGAUACAUGAAGAACAGACAUGCUCUCUCCCUCAGGGGUAUCCUCACCCUGUAUAACCUCGGAAUCACACUUCUCUCCGUGUAUAUGCUGGCAGAGCUUGUUCUCUCCAGUUGGGAAGGAGGCUACAAUUUACAGUGUCAGAAUCUCACCAGUGCAGGGGAAGCUGAUGUCCGGGUGGCCAAGGUGCUGUGGUGGUACUACUUCUCCAAAUCAAUAGAGUUCCUGGACACCAUUUUCUUUGUUUUGCGGAAAAAAACCAGUCAGAUUACUUUUCUUCACGUAUACCAUCAUGCCUCCAUGUUUAACAUCUGGUGGUGUGUUUUGAACUGGAUACCUUGUGGGCAAAGUUUCUUUGGACCCACACUGAACAGUUUUAUCCACAUUCUCAUGUACUCCUACUAUGGCCUUUCUGUAUUUCCUUCUAUGCACAAGUAUCUCUGGUGGAAGAGAUACCUCACGCAGGCUCAACUGGUGCAGUUCGUGCUCACCAUCACACACACGCUGAGCGCGGUGGUGAAACCCUGCGGCUUCCCCUUCGGCUGUCUCAUCUUCCAGUCUUCCUACAUGCUCACGUUAGUCAUCCUCUUCCUAAAUUUUUACGUUCAGACGUACCGGAAAAAGCCAGUGAAGAAAACUACAGAAGAGUCACCUUCAGGGAAAGAAGUUAAGAACGGUUUCUCCAAAGCCUGCUUCACUGCAACGAACGGGGUGAUAAGCAAGAAAGCACAAUAAACGUCGAGUCACAGACAAAGCAUAUAUAAUAGCCUCACAGAUUCGCUUGUUUUAAAGCAAAGACUGAAUUGAAAGUUAUAUAUGUUUUAGCGUAAACUAAUUUCUUUUGAGUUCAUAAAUCAUUUGUACCCGGAAUGUAUUAAUAUAUUGCUAUUAGGUUAAUCUGUUAACUGAUGCUUCCGUCAACACACGUGCCACCUCGAACACCGAACUCUGUAGACCUCAGACCUGGUGCGGCUCCUGUGUCCUCCACCCCCGACUGACCCCUCCCCAGAACCGCCGUCUUUAUGCCUUAGACUCAUACAAGGCCAGGACUCCUGGAGCCUUGUUUUCCGAAGCCAGUCUUCAAAUAAAAAGUCUUAUUUAGAUUGAAAUGUUGAAAUCAAAAUGUCAAUUACCUUUCUAACUACAGGGUACGUCUUAAUCUGUGUUGAGCAGUAUUUGCCAGUGCGGAAUCAGUCCAUUUGUUCCAUCAGGACCCGACCCCAGAAAAUAUGAACAUGGAUUGUAAACGGAAGACAGGAAAAUCUAGCACAACUUUUUCUCUUAAGGUAGAGUCUGUCAAAUUCCUACACUAAGUCUCAACUCAGUGACACGGUAAUGAAAUUUGUAUUUUAUCGUGACGAUGACUUUUUUUUUCCCCUAAGAAGAAAAACUCUGCCAAAUCCUCCUAGCUCAGGGGCCGUUUCUCACUUUUAAUUUGGUUCCCUUAACUAUUCAUGCAGUCCUGGCCACCCCCUGUGUCAAAUACCCUAGUUUUGGGUGUAAAUGGUCACCAUGCUCAGUUUUAAAAGCAGGAUCUAAAUCUGGCUGCCCGUUUCUGAUCAAGCAAUCUUCCUUUCUCCUUAGAAGAAUAAGCCGCUGGAAUAUUUAUAAAUCAGAGCAGUUGGGGCAAAGUAGACACUGAAUUUGUCUGCUCUUGUGAGUAUUAUCCCCAGAUAACCUGCUGCCACUCUUUGCAGGCUAAGUUUUUGAAAAUAGGAAGAAAAAGAGGACUGUGGACAGAUUCCAGCAUUGAGCUGUGGGCGGCAACGAGCCACAGUGACAAGUGCCAAUUAGGCCAAACCCAGCAUGUCCUAUCCCUGCCCAGGUAGCACGAGUGCUCCUGGGAACGAGCACAAAAGUGGAGGAAAACAUUAUAUUUUUUACCUCCCUUAGUAUCGGACUUUCACUGCUAAAUUGCACCAAGAAUGGAAACAAUAUUUUUUGAAAACGUGAGGAAGCUUUAUACCCUGUGAAACUAAGACUUGUCAGCUUGGGCACUUUUUCUUUCCGGUCUUCCUUCUAGAAUAAGCCUGAGGUCAAACGCGGCGGUGCCGGAGAGGCAGCCCCCCCCCCCGCUCAGGCUCUGUGGCAGCGCCUUGCUGUCCUUGGUGCCCCCCUGCUUUCUCGUCUGAAAACCAUUUUCCCUGCUUAGAAAAGAGCGCGGACUCGGGCUCAGCCGCACACGGACACCGACAGAGGCCCCUCCCGGUUGGUCUUCGCUCGCGUCCGCUGCCCUCGGGACCCCGCCUGCUCUGCCGAAGGUGACUGACCUCAGCCGAUCUCCGCGCGAAACGCGCUGUGCACAUUUGUGCGUGUAACUUGGGGGGCAUUUGGUCCAUUUUUACUGAACAGACACCCACUGGCGCUUGGAUUUAUUUUUCUAAGUUUUCUAAAACUAAUUUUUCUAGGGUGCUUCACCCCCACUUCCUCCCACCCCCCCCUGACCGUGUUGUUACGAGUAUUGUCCUCUCCCGGAAGCUCGUUUCGACCCAGGGGCCAGGCCGGGCACUUCCCUUGUCGCUCGGCUGGGACGAAACACCAGCUGGCCUGAGGGGACAGCCCCGCGGAGCACGUGGACGCCAGUUCAGGCCUGGGUCCCACACAAGGGCUAAAAUCUGCCACCAAAGUGCAUUCCAGGUAAAAACGAGACCCGGAGAGAAGCCACACCUCACCGGUCACCCGGCGUCCGCAGCUGCUUCUCAAAUGUCCGUGAGGCGCGAAGUCUCAGCGCCCCCUCGGCACCUGCAUGCUCGGUGCCCUCACGGGCCGGCAGUCGGCUUUCAGCAGAAUGACAGAGGCAAACAGCUUAAAGUUAGGUACGAGGCAGUUGGAAACCUCCGAGCUCAAAGGGGGAAACGUGGGUAGUUUGCACUUUCAAGCUCAACCUAGAGGUUUCAGGACGCGGUUUCCCGUUGGGUGUUUCAUCCUGGUGAACCUGAUCAAGCACUUCUAGCCUUAAACCAGUCAAGGGCUGAUACAAACGCACAGAGCUAGGAAAUCUUAGCCGCAGAAACUCAAUCAGGUAAAUAUUCUAACCUGUCUUUAAGUGUGUCGGAAUUUUCAAAAAAGCAAAAUGUCUACAUUUAAUGUGAUUUUCCUAAAACCAGGGGGUAAAAAAAAACCUCUGUAACCUGUUAAUAAAAAACAAACUUUUUGUGCCCGAAUUUCCUUUUACUCCUAAGAAUGAAAAUAUUUAAUACAAGCACAUCUUUAAAAUUCCAAUUUUUUAAAAUAAAAUGGAAUGUUAAAUGGAAAUGAAGAGGCAUUUUCAACCCAUCAAAAUUAUAUAUUGAACAAUCCAGUAGGGUUAUUGAAAGACAAGGCCCUCCCUAUACCCGUCAGAGGUAUUUCUUUUUCUUCGUGAGGCAAACGAUACUGACUGGGAUGGGCAGAGCCGCACUUUGUAAGAGACCAAUCUGAUACUUCCGUAUCAUUUUAUGAUGUUUCUAGAGUCUUCUUUACUUGGAAAAUAAGGAUAUCACUUUUUGGUUUUCUUUUGAAAGUACUUAAGAACAUAAUAUCAUGAUUGGAGUGGACAGGGAGACAGGAGAAGCCAUUUUUCUUUGUAGACAGAUAAAAAGCAUUCUGUAUGAUUGUUGUAUAAUAAAUUGAUUUUUACACUAAAGCAAA
Messenger RNA from Hyaena hyaena (striped hyena), 3787 nucleotides. RefSeq names its product ELOVL fatty acid elongase 2 (gene ELOVL2). NCBI's taxonomy places the organism in Eukaryota, Metazoa, Chordata, Mammalia, Carnivora, Hyaenidae. The transcript has 7 exons. Gene Ontology annotation, cellular component: endoplasmic reticulum membrane; endoplasmic reticulum. The record is from RefSeq and is a predicted model, not a curated record. Gene Ontology annotation, biological process: very long-chain fatty acid biosynthetic process; fatty acid elongation, polyunsaturated fatty acid; fatty acid elongation, saturated fatty acid. Gene Ontology annotation, molecular function: fatty acid elongase activity. Bases 92 to 892 code for a protein of 266 amino acids.